CUGGGAGUCUUAGGCGACGUCAGAGCAAUGAGAAACACUGUGAUACACACCGCAAGCAAGGACUUGAAUCCAGCGUCGAGGAUUUGUGUUUGUGCCAUGGGCCGCGGGAAAAUAAUGCCCGUGUCCAGGGGAAGCGACACAAGUCCGCCCGUCUGCUCGACACGUUCCCCCGAUUCGACCGCUAAACCUUGAUUUGCACAUCGAAAGGCCCAUCCGCCUCUUAUAGUGCUUGGAAUCGUGCACUACAAAAAGACACAAACGAUGAACAUCUCGUCCCCUCAUGCACGAAUUCAAAUAGGAUAGCCGCAGCAGGUAUCCAGUCAAGAAGUCGACUCGAUUGGGUCAAGUGAGAAUCCAUGAUUGCCCUGAACGAGGAGAUAAAUAUUCGGUGAGAGGAUACGAGCCUGGUGUGUUGUGUGAAGGGAGCCUGUGUUUUAUGUAAGGAGACGCGGAUCGGUGUUUAUCGCAAACAAAUUGAAGUGUCGGCUCUUAACGAAACAACUCCAUCCCAUCAGGCCAGCCCCUCCCAGACAGUGUUCACCCUCGAUCCCUUCGAGAUGCAGCAUCAUCUUCAGGUCGCAAAGCUUGCUACGAUCUUACCAACAUCAGUGCACAGGAGCCCAAAGACGAGGACAGCACAAGAUGGACACUGUAUUAAGGGUGGCCAAGUGAACGCCAAAACAAAGUAGUUCCUCGAGAUGAAUCGGUCCCGAGAAUUCUCUAAGCUCCACCGUCAUGUCAAUUCCUCUAUGGUCCGCCGGACUCCGUCCAUUCGCAUCCCAAACGACAACCCGCGCGAUCACACCCAAGGAAUGCCCUGGAUUGGACAUCCCGAAACAGCGCCAGCGUACGUCUCAGAUUCGAUUCGGAACAUCGCGAUGCAGGAUUUAGCACAAUCCACGCGAGGUUCGUUCGGCUUCAAACUUCCAGUGACAGUCGGAAUCCCCAGCGUAGCCGUCUUCAAUGCUCAUAUGCAUACGAUCAUCACGACUGCAGAGUCGCUUCAAACAAGAACGUCGUCAGGAAGCUUGAGCCGAGGUCGGAGUGCGCAAUGGAGUCUUCGGUGAAGGAUGACAAGAGAGGACGGAAUCGGUGACUGCCUAUGCGGUCGGCCGCAUUGGGAAUGUUUCCGUUUGGCCUACUACAUCGGGUGGGCGGUCUAUUCCUCCUCCUCUGUGCCAGCGACUGUCCUUACGGAUGGGAUGGUUCCUCCAAUGAAGCCCAACUUGGUGUUCUCCUCUGCAGGUGAAGUUGUGUAUGCGUUGACAUGUCUUUCUCCGGCUAAGUAGUCAUCAGCAAAUCGUAUCGAGAACAAAUCAAAGCCACCACCUACCGGAGACGUCUACUCCUCAGGGAAAUCGCUCGCAUCCUCGGAUUGGUUAUGGGGUCGUUCACGUAACUGGCCUAUAUAGUCCACUAUAUGGUGACAUUGCGAGGGGAUCACAGAAGCCGCACUCGACCAAGUUCUCCGACUUGUUGGUAGCCCUCUUGAGAGCGGCUCGUCCACCCCAUUCGUCGCUAUUAACGUGGAUCCUCGCGGCCAUGCUCAAAGGAGUGUGGGUCGUGGCGGUUCAAAUUCCACUCCAGGGGUGAAGGGAACUCGACGAAAAGGAACUCUGAGUACGGCAAACGCCGUCACAGCAGCGCGUGCAUACGAGGGCUGAUAUGUUUGGGUUGGAAGCCGGUGAUUUCCGGCCACGCUCUUGGGGAAUGUGUGGACUCCAAUGGUGAUCGAGGACAUCAACAAGGGAGCCACGUUUUCAAUCCACCGGCGAUCCCCUCGUAGUAUCAUCGUAUCUUGCAGCCCUCUAAAGUUAAAGCGUCGUCGGAACAAGGGAGGGUUGUGGAGGAGAGGCCGUGUGGAGGAGUGCUCUAGUCAUAGGAUGGUAACCACCAAUAUCAUCGGCUCACAGCAAAACGCCCAACUCGAUGAAGCGCACGCUUCCAGACACAAAACGAAAACAGUCGAUGUGCUAUGUCCUCAAGUGCGAGCCCCUUCGAUUUGUUCUUCAUUAUGCCAGUGCAUUGUCCUAAUGUUGUCCUUUCACCACGGCAUCGUGCAUAGCGAACGCUCACCCUCCGAAGGUGUUCCGCGAAGAGAAGGGGUGCAGAUGGUCGUCCGUCGACAAGGCGCUGUAUAUAACGGACUGCAGCCUGUGGUCCAUGAGUUUCUGGAGAUCAGUUCUCGUUCAGCCAAUCCACCACCGCUUCAGGUCGCUCGCCUGCGCUCCUGUUCCCGUCAGACUUUCGGCUCCCUCCAAGCUCUCGCCAUAUUCCGGUCGAGUCCUCACGCCUCCCUUUCGUAUGCGCACAAAUCAGUUGGUGUCGUUGCCUCCCCAGAUAUACGAGCCAAGUUCAGCACAAUCGUGUCCGCGAUGGUCCUUUCAAUUCGUCAAUAGCGAUACUCGACCCUCGCCUGUGGCCCAUCUUGCCUCCAGUUGUACCCCAUCUCAGCCAUGCAAUCUGAGUCAUCCAGCGCUCAGACGAUUUUUCCGUUCACCGCUGACCGAAACGUGGAGGCCCCAACACCCGGUCUCAUCUUGCACGAGUGGGAACUGUUUCGGGAGAUAUUCGAGCAGAGCUCAAUGGGACGUACGAUUGACCGUGAGAAUGGCCACAUACUGAAGACCGAAUGCCAAAUAAAUGACAUACUGAAAGAGCUCUACAUGUCUGUGAUGGCCAGAAAUAUGUUGUGCCACAGGUUUAUGGGUGACGCCACGUCUGAAAUCGAGGAGUAAUUCGACGACAAAGCUGCACUGCGCGUAAACUUUCUUUUCGUGCAGUGAGACGAAGCCCUGGCGAAACAACUCUGCCGCAGUCAUUCAUGAGCAUCGCAGAGACCAUGCAUUGCCUACGCCCUGAAAUUCCACAUUACCCGACAUCCUCCGGACUGGCCCUCGGCCCAGGCGCACGAUCGCAAUCCCGGAUCGGACUACCGGGACCAGAAACAUGGGAGAGAACGUGGGGCGAUGCGUGUGUAGCCGGUGGCUCUACACACCGGGCAAGCCCGAUAGUGUGGGCCUACGAGUCGGGAUCAUCGAGCGGCAACACAAACCAAAAUAACUCCGCUACUUUGUAUUCUGUCGACGAUCCGGACCGUGCAUGAACCAAAGGAAGCAACGGAUACAUCCUUUUCACCAAUCUUCCACGCCCUUUUUCCGGAUGAGCAUGUUUUGCUUCAUCAUCACCUAGCAAAGCGGUUUCUCCAUGAUGUCACGAUGUGAGAAGCUUGCGGGGCUUCGUAAUAUUCGACCUUGUGUUCUUCUCGACGACCUAAGGCGAGAGGACGACCUCAAACUCAGCACGGUCUUUCUAUUUCAGAUCACAACCUGACAUGAUUGAGACGCGAGGACGACCGACUGCCGUCCAAUUAAUUUCCUACGCAAGCAGUCAACCAAGCGGAUCUACCCCUUCUUCCAACAGGAACCAGUACGAGAGCCACAGGCCCAGCGAACGGCGUGUGUACCAUCCUGCUGCGCCCGCGGAUCGGUCCCAAUGGGCGAUGUGGAUGGGCAACGUCCCCAAGCACGCCGACGAGCAUGAUCUGCAGACGUUCAUCGCCGCACAAAAUCCCGACCACGGUGUGCUAUCCGUGUUUUUGAUCUCGAAAUCGAGCUGCGCCUUCGUCAACUUCGCGAGCGAGGCACACUUGAAUGAUGCAAUCAAGCAGUGCAAUGGCAAGCAUUUAGGCCCGGAUUGGACUCGGGGGCCGCCGUUGGUUUGCCGAGUCCGGACACUCAACGACGACCUUUGGACUGGCGUCGGUGGGCAGCGAGGAGUUGGCCUGCACCGACAGUGGAUCAACAGCCGCAUCGCAGCGCGUGAUGGCAUCGGAGACGCCGAUUCGCCGAGCGCAGCUUCCGACGCCUCGACAACGUCGAGCUUCUUCGAAAAGCACUUUCCACGGCGCUUCUUUGUCCUCAAGUCGCAGACAAGAGAAGAGUUGGAUCGGUGUGUUGAAGAUGGAGUGUGGUUCAUCCAGACACACAAUGGGGCUGUUCUGGACCGAGCGUUUCGCACAUCUGACGAGACGAUCUUGUUCUUCAGUGUCAACAAGAGUGGCCAGUUCUAUGGCUAUGCCAGGAUGAGGACCUCAGUGAUGACUACGAAUGAUGCUAUCCAUGAUGGCCUGCCACCCGAUACAAUGGUUGCCGAAAAGUCCCCCAGCCCGUUUACGCCGAGUCCGUCACCGCCCGGUAUCACUCAGUCGGCACCCAGUGUGAUGACUCCCGCCGGACAUCCCGACUUGCAGGAGUUGUACGAAGCUGGGAAAGGCGUUCAUCAGCCUAUCAGCCUCGACGGGCUCCUCCAGCGGCACCAGGACAUCCUCGAAGCUAGAUUGGAACCAGAACCGGAUGACCACCCUGAGCCUAGUCCCAUGAGUGACGGGGUGUCUGGCUACACUGCUCAAAUCACCGUCGAGUGGAUCUGCCUCGAGCCGCUGCCUUUCAAACGGACGCGCAACAUUGUCAAUACAUGGAACCGUGAUCGCGAGGUCAAGAUUUCGAGGGACGGCACUGAGCUCGACCCAAAUGCUGGAUUAGCGCUUCUGGAGGCAUGGCGAUUGGUGCAGGAUGAGAGGAGACGCCGACAGGCGUGAACGUAUGAUCCUGCCCUCCGACUCCAGAGACAUAGGAAAUGCGACUGUGUUCUCGACUCCCGUGUUGUGAUUCGCUUCCUUUGGUAGUUUUCCCAGGUUCCAGGUGCACAGAGAUAUGCGAGCUGGUAUCUGGACACUUGUAAAUGUACUCCAUCUUACUGUAUCUUCUUUUCUCCCAGGUGCACCACUAUGUUUGGUGCUAUCUGUCUUUUUAUAACAAGUUACAUAACGUACACUUGGCUCACAAACUUAUACCGACAUUUCGUUUGAUUCUUCGAAGCUAUCGAUACGAUCCAC
This is a messenger RNA of Mycena citricolor, 4897 nucleotides long. Lineage: Eukaryota; Fungi; Basidiomycota; Agaricomycetes; Agaricales; Mycenaceae. The record is from the annotation of a GenBank genome assembly.